CAGCCGCGGGCAGAGCGCGGCAGCCCGGCAGAGCGGGAGGCAGCGGCCGCCGCUUUCGCUUUUUGUUUCGAGGCCGUCCCGCCGAGCUCGGGGGCGCCGGCCGCCCCUCCUGCGCCCAGGGGAGGGCUGGCAAAGAAACCUGAAGUCGUGAGUCUGGUGGAGCCCUGCGUGUUUCCAAACGCCCUGCUCUGAGUUCAUCCCACCAGUAAGGCUGUGCAGUGGAACUGCUUGUUGUGGUCAGUUUUCAGUUCUCUCUUGCUCCUGGACCUUGUUCCAAAUUUGAUGUGCUCGAGAGGGAAGCAUAUUAGCAAAGGAGCUUGCCUGAAUGCUGAGUGCCUUAUAACUGUGUGUGCCUGAAUGCAUCAGCCUUUGGAGGUGAGCAUCUUCCCUUGAAACAGCCGUGAUAUCCAAGUGCCUGCUCUCUUGGGAGGUCCCUUGGAAGAGCCUGUCUGUACGUCUGAGCGGGUGCCUGACAGGACAGCCUUGCUCCCAGACCUGAAUCAUGUCCCACCCAUCCUGGCUGCCACCCAAGAGUACCAACGAGCCUCUCGGUCACGUUACUGCAAGGAUGGAGACCACACACACCUUUGGGACUCCCAGCAUCUCCGUGUCCACCCAGCAGACCCCAAAGAAGUUUGCACCUGUGGUCGCCCCCAAACCAAAGUACAACCCAUACAAACAACCAGGAGGGGAUGGGGACUUUCUUCCUCCCCCGCCCCCUCCUGUGGAUGACCUUGGGAAUAUCACAUCAUCACAAGGUGCCUUUCCCCCCCCACCCCCUCUGGAUGAUGCUACUUACAAUGUACAGGUGAAUCCUGGUGGCAAGACACUUGAGGAGAGGCGGUCCAGUUUAGAUGCAGAAAUCGACUCUCUGACCAGCAUCCUGGCUGACCUAGAGAGCAGCUCUCCCUACAAGCCUCGGACCCAACAGGGCUCUGGCACCUCAAGCAGCUCCACUGCCGCCACCCCGUCUGUGUCCACUCCUGUCACCAGCCACAAGCGGAUGAUCAUCCCCAACCAGCCUCCCCUCACUGCCACCAAGAAGUCCACUGCCAAGGGCCCGGGGCAGCCGGCGCCCAUCCCGGUCACUCCCGUUGGCACCCUGAAGCCGCAGCCGGUGCCGGCCUCCUACGCCACGGCCUCCACGCCGAGCCGCCCGGCCUUCAACGUGCAGGUGCGGACGGCGCAGCCCAGCCCGCACUACCAGCCGCCCAGCCCGCAGCCCGGGCACUACGGCGGCGCGGGGCCCGGCCAGCCCUACGCCCCGGUGCCGGCCCGCCAGCCCGCCGCCCCCCAGUACGGAGCGCCGCAGCCCCACGGGCCCGGCUACGGCUACGGGCCUCCCCCCGGCCGGCCCGCCGAGCCCGCCUACGGGUACGCGCCUCCGCAGGGCCGCUACCAGGACCCCUACUACGGCGGCUACGGCGGCAGGAAUGGCUCCGAAGCGCCCUACGUGCCACAGAGCUCCUGGAAGGCCGAGCCGGCGUAUCCUGCCAGUAACGCCAUGGGCCAGGCUGCCCCUGGGCUCUACCAGCCACCGGGCACCAAGAAGACCUACAUCACUGACCCGGUGCUGGCUGCGCAGCCGCCCGCCCUGCAGCAGAAGAGUGGGUAUCCAAGCUCUGGACCUGCAUCAAGCACUCCUGCCUUCAGGCCUGAGGAUGAGCUGGAACAUCUGACCAAGAAAAUGCUGUAUGACAUGGAGAAUCCUCCCUCUGAUGACUACUUUGGACGCUGCGCCCGCUGCGGGGAGAAUGUGGUUGGAGAAGGCACCGGCUGCACAGCCAUGGACCAAGUGUUCCACGUGAAGUGCUUCACCUGCAUAAAGUGCAAAAGCAAGCUGAGGGGACAGCCUUUCUACGCCGUGGAGAAGAAAGCCUACUGUGAACCCUGCUACAUUAAUACACUGGAGCAGUGCAGUGUCUGUGCAAAGCCCAUCAUGGAGAGGAUCCUGCGAGCCACGGGGAAGGCGUACCACCCCCACUGCUUCACCUGUGUGAUGUGCCAGCGCAGCCUGGACGGGAUCCCCUUCACUGUGGAUGCCGGCGGCAACAUCCACUGCAUCGAGGACUUCCAUAAGAAAUUUGCCCCAAGGUGUUCUGUGUGCAAGGAGCCCAUCAUGCCAGCCCCGGGACAAGAGGAGACCGUGCGCAUUGUGGCCCUGGAUCGUGACUUCCACGUGCAGUGCUACCGCUGCGAGGACUGUGGUGGCCUCCUGUCCGAAGGGGACAAUCAGGGCUGUUACCCUCUGGACGGGCACAUCCUUUGCAAGACCUGCAACUCUGCUCGGAUCCAGGCUCUGACUGCCAAGGCCAGCACUGAUCUCUGAGAAUCAACUGUGACCUUCCCCAGGAUGCCCAUUGGGGGAUAUUGCACAAGCUUUGCAUGAUUUCUUUCCAGCCUAGGGUCUGAAUUUCUGUUAUUGAAAAAAAAAAAGUAAAGAAAAAAAAAAAAAAGGAAAAAAAGGUAAAACUGGAAGGCCAUGGAACAAGAGGGCAGUUCAAGAGGCCAUGUUCAGACUGCCCAUGACAGGCACCUAAUUUAGACACAACUGUUGAGGAGGGCAGUGAGUGAGUCAGAGCAGCUGCUCUGUCUGCAGCUGAUGGAGUUAAGGGUCACAGCACCUAAAUUAUCUGCCUGUAGAAGGAGGUCUGAACAUGGUCCUUACUAUGCUUCUGUGUUUGAUUCCUGUUUCUAAGCAGCGCAGGAAGGUAGAGGGUGAAAGAUGGCUGAGGUAGUUAUUUCUCCCAAGUUAUUCUGAGAACCUGACUAGCUCUCAUUGAAGUUAUGGGACUUGAGUGUCUGCUGGUGCCUUUAAUAGGAUCUGUGUCACCAGCAGAAGUAGCUCCACUGUCCUAGAAGGUGUGAGAGCAGACCCAGCAUUAACACAAACAGUGCAAUUGCAACUGUACUGCACCUGAGUGUAGGUGUGAUCUUGUAUUCUUGGGACACAGAUUUGUUAUUUCUUAGGCCCUUACUUGUCUCCACUCCCUUCCAGUUCAAUAGGGUUUUUCUUUUACUCAUGAAAGUCUACUUAGCUAUUGCAUAAAUUCAUUCAGUAGUGAUGCUUCCAAUUCACAAUGUAUGAGCAAUCACAGAAAGAUGUGAGCUUGCACACUGUACACUACACACACACUACACUCUACACACACACUACACUCUACACACACACUGCAUGCUUUUGAUUUACCAGAGGCAUAAGCCAGUCACGUCCAUUGAGAAGAUCUUUAAGGAAUAUGGGGCUGGAAACACAUUUCUGAAAUCCCAGUGGUUAAAAAAAGAAAAGAAUGACUACAUAGAACUGCAGUGCAAAGCGAUGCUCAAAAAAAUCUUACGCCACUCUCUCAUACAGCCCAUUCUAGUGGGAUCACUGGCAGGGUUGGUCUCUGGGUAGACAUUCAGGGAAUUAAGUCUUGUUCCAUCUCCUGAUAGUGCAAUGGGAGGAUUUUCCUUUAAGAAUAACAGGGAUUGUAUCAGGCUUUGGGGUGAUACACAUUUCUCUGAUGUUAACACAUGUGAUCUGUAUUUUUCAAUUUAAAAAAAUCAGAUCUUGUUUCAACAACAGCAAAAAAGAGCCUGCUAAAUACAUGUUCAGUUUUCAUCCUAAGAAAGCUAAAGAAGGUAUUAAGCCCUUCACUAUGCCAUUCCAGAAAGCAGGCAAUUUUUUUCCUUUUCCAUUUUCAUCCCAGCCACUUAUAACUUGCCUCUGGUGAAAUUCGUGGCAGUAGAGUGCUGGGCCAGCAACAGCAUUUUCAUCUUCAGUCCAGAAUUAAUAUAUAGGCCAAGGUAAAUAAAACCUGGGCACAGAUGAUCCUUUUUCUCACAUGAUCAUGGAUUUGGGGGUUUUUUUAGGGUUUUUUUUGGUUAAUUAAAAACAAAUCAGAAAGUUAGAAAUCCAUGGCAUUCUGAACAGCUAUAAUAGUCCUGUUCAUGAAACCCAUAAUAACUAAGGUGCAAAUUACAUAGUGAGGGAGUAAUUUUCAUAUCACUGAAUUGACAUUAAUAUCUUAUUUGCAGAUGUAAUCAAGGAAAAUACCUUUCUUUGCACUUAAAUUAAGAAGCAGAACUGAAACAGUUGCAGGCUGAUUGACCAUAUAAGUGACAAACUGGCACUUUUCAAGAGUAAGUUACAAGAUUUUUUUUUCACGCAUCCCACUGAAAAUCAAUAAGAAUGUGGUGCUUCCCUCUUUGUAUCAGGCUUUUGUUAUAGAGAAUAAUUAUAUCCACUAAUGCUGAAAAGAAAAGUUAGAUGAGCUGAACUGAUAGGAAACAAAGGAAAAAUUGUGAUGUGAUACUGCAGCUCCUGCAAAUGGUGCAUUUCCUUUCACUGUAGCACUAAACUUAAUGGAAGGGCACUGUGAUAUUCAGUAGCUUCAGCUGUGUGUGGUAAAUUCAAAUGCAGAAAUACCAGUCUAAAACCUCCAUUCCUUACAUGGUUUAUAUGUUGGCAAACUUCAUCAGUGUCAGGGAAGUUUCUCAAAAUUCACAGCUUGAAAGGAACCCUUCUUUGUAGAAGGGUGGCAUCACUGAGCAGAAGAGUUCCUUCACCCCCAUAGGGGCUGUGCUGAAGCAGUUUGACUUUGUAUCCUGGAUUUCUGCCCUGGCCUGCAAAAAUGUUACUGCCUCAGACAUAAACAGAUUUUUUGGCACCCUGGCUCCCACCAGGUUCCACCUGGGCUCCUGCUCCCUGAACUGUGGCAUGUAAGAUCCUUCUGAGCUCGCUUCUUGACACACAGUCUGCACCACCACCAGUCCAAAAAACCUUGCAAAUACUGAGCAAAUCUAGUUUGAACUAACCCUACAGAAACAGCGGAGAUCAGCGCUGGGAUACAAGCACAGGUGAUAAUGUGAUGCAUUUGGGUGCAGAAUGAGCCAUUCAUCAGGCAGAAAAUACAGCUCUGGGCUUCCUUACUCUUGUGAGUGUUAAAUCAAGUGCCUGAUGAGACUCUCCUGAAUAACACUGGGGUAAUUGAGGGGAACAAGCUGCUGUGCCUUCCAGCAGAAUGUGGCCUAGACAAGGGGGACACAAGUUCAGAGCCUUUGGGCUUUUUACAGCCCUGCCUAGGCUGGAGUGGAGCAAGUCCUAUGGCUCCUUGUCUUCUGCCCUCUGCACGGGAUGGUUCUUUGCAGUUUCCCAGAGACAUUAUGGGGAUUAAACUAGUCACAGAUUAGCCCAAACUACCGAUUUCUGGAGCUCUAUUUUCUCUUUUCAGAGGUUUGCUGGUAUGUGGGCCUGGGAUUCCAGCCCAUUUCAAUGCAUGCAGCCAGCCAGGAGAUCCAGCUCUGAAUCCUCUCUGUUAUGAGAGUGCUGUGGUGAGUUGGGCUGGCAUGCAGGGAGGUGAGAGCCAAACUUUUCAAGCAUUAAAUACUUCAUGGAUGAAAUAUGAUUGACAAAGAUUGAACAGUGUUGAUGUUUGAGGUGCUGUGGCUGGUUUCUAGACCUGACACAUCUGUGCAAAGGUACUGUGAUGGGGUUUUUUUCACCCCUAGACACCAAAGCCUUCUGCCCAUUGGAAAGAGUGUUCAAAACCCUCUUCUUUAUUCUGUGUGGUUUUGUCUCCAAAAUCACUAUAAAUAUAUUUGAAAGAUACUGUAUAUACAUCACAGAGGCUCUCAUCACCCACAUGUAUAUGGAAAUCUCCCUGCUGAUGCUUCAGGAUUUAAUUAGGAAAUGCUGGUGGGAUUUAUCUCAAUUGCACUGCAAUUAAGAACCACUGGGAUAUGGCUUCAUCACAAUAUUUAUCACAUAUUUAUAAUAUAUCAUGUUUAUCUGUUCCAAAGAAGGAGUCUUUUUGCCAAAGAGACCUUGCAUUUUUAAAGUUGGACCUUCUUAGCCAUGACAAAAAUUCACAUCAUCUGUGGCUGUGGUAAUGUCCAAACUGUUCCUUCCAGAAAGAAUUGGAAGAUCACACAAACAUUUCUGUUCGAGUCUGCAGUUUUGCUUAUGCUGCUUUGUCUUUGCCUAGCAUUUGUUGGCAAGUAGGGCCUGAUCCCAUGGUUUGUGUAGCCAGACAGGGCCCAGGAUCAGGUUCUAAUUUAGCAAAAUAUUUAAGUCCCUGGGGUUUGUUUAAGCACAGACUUAAAGCCAUUGCAUGGUGUGACAUAAGCCAUUAAUACCAGACUGGUUCUUCAUCCCUUAAUCAUACAGGUUUGAUCUGGGUAGAACGUGGGCACAGUCAAAUUUCUAUCAAAUUACCCAGAACACAGGAAAUGGCUCCUGUGUCACCCUUAUGCCAGCUGCAGGAGAAGACCACAGCUGAUCAAAUGUAACGUUUGGAUGACAGGAGGCUGAGUUGUUAUGUUAUAACCCCACUGUGUUGGGUGGCUGUGGCACCUUCCAUAUGUCACAAGUAGCCCUACAGGCAGAUUUACUGUAUCUUUGAGCAAUGGCUUUAAAACUGUCUACUUAAAGUUUCUCCAGGAGAUUGGGUUGCCUUGGUUACAGCCCAAUCCUUAAGCAUAUCCCCAAGGCUAACACUAGUAUUUUGUGAAUGUGAUGGUUUUAUUGUUACUUAUUUUAUUCAUUGAACAUUGGUUUUAAAAACAGAAAGCCACACCAAUUGUUUAGCCUAUCAGAUAACACACCUUUAAUUUUGGUUUUCGGAGCAGUGUUAAUAUUUUAAUUCUUAGAUUUUUAUCACGGCUGCAAACACUUGUGUAAUGACUUAAUCAUAGAGGUGUGGGAGUACUGAAGUGUUUGUCACUCUACAUAAUAGUGUUCAUCCUGAUAGCAGGAGCCAGGCUUUCACAAAACACAGGCCUUAAGUUGACUUUCUGCCUAUCAGCAAAAUGUGCCUGAGAAGAAUGAGAAGUGUCUUUAAGGAAAUGAUGGUUGUUAAAGAGAAUAGUGACAAAUCUGUCUGAAAUCUCUUCGGACCUGUUACAGCUGCUGCCUGGCUGGGGUUAGCUCAAGCCUGGCUUAGGUUUGAUAAAUGCUGGUUCCUUUUGAUUUUGAGAAAGUCUUGAAGGCAAGGGAUAACAGGACCCAAGGGCGGGUUCUUGAGAGAAAUCCUGUGUCAAGGAUAAGCGUUAGACACCUGGUGCUUGCGCUGAGUGCUCAGAAGGGGUUUGAGUUGCUGACUGGUGUCUGUUGGUGUCUGGCUCCUGCAGUUGGGUCAGUGUUGAUUUGCUGUUUGUUCAGCAGCCUGGGUGGAGCACACCUCGCACAGGUUCAGUGCUGCAGGCUGGAGGUGUUGGAGAGGGCGUGCUGAGCCAUCCCACGGUGGUGAAAUUCCACCAUGGAAAACACCAGCAAUGGUAACUGAGGGUUUGUCGUGGAAGGAGGGCAGAGACUGCACCACAACCUAGAGGUUAGCAAAAUACAGACCAAGAGAGCUGUGAGAACACUAUUUCCAGUUAGAGCUGGCGGUAAUUUUUACACUAAAUUAGAUGAUACCAGAAGGGCCCUUUUUUUUAUGAGAAAUUCUCUCUUUCUGCAAUGUUAACCACAAUAUUUUUGGGGGGUUGUUUUUGCUGUUAUGAUUAAAAUUAUACUGAAUUUUUAUCUAAAUCAAUUUCAGAAUUGUUAACAAAUAUUUUUAUUUCUCAGAGACCCAUGUUGUCUUUCAGAGUAUUUUGUAGUUCUUGGGUUUCUUCUGCUGGUAAAUUAAAGUUCCCGUUACAAUUCUGAAAACUUCUUUGGAUAAAAAUUCUACUUAAAACCAAGCAAAUGUUCUUGGGAAAUGGUUCAGUAGUAGACCUGGAGAAAUAAAAAAAGCUUUGAAACUUUCCAUAAGAUUUUUUCCCUAUUUUUAACUAGUUUUGCUAAUUUUGAAGUCACUGUUUCCUUUGUUAGAACAAUCCAAGUAAGGUGACUCUUAAAAUACCAGUGUUACUUCUGUUGGAUUAAUUUUUCCUAUCCGUCUUAAGGCCAUGGAGUGGCUGGCUAUAGGGACUGCCAGUGUCUUUUUCUGUGGCAAUUGCAAUUUUCUUCUUUGUUUUUAUCUUGGUGUCUUAUUCUGUUUGGCUUUUCCCCCUGAAAUUACUGAAGAAUAUAAGCACAUUAUGGCAACUGCCAUGAAAAUCAAGAGAUACUGAUUGAAUUUCAUCUCCUUUCUGGGCUUGGGAAUGGCAUUUUUCCUUAAACAUUUCUAGAAAUGUUACCUGUCUUCCUCAGCAUUUCAACUUUAAAUUUGCAACAAUUGCUUGCCCAACUGGCAUUUGGAGCCUAUGAGAGAACAGAAUUUACACCUGUGAAAUUAUAACAUUCAUCCAGCAUCUAAAAAUCUAAGGGAAAAAACCUAACCUCAGUGGGUUUCCUGGUGGACGUUGAGGAACAGCUCUCACUUCAGCCUGGAAAUUUUCUGCUGUGGCCUGAAAAAACUAAGUUCUACCCUUGCAGGGCAGUCUGGCAUACACACUCACAUGUCAGGUGUUUGUGGGGCUGUAACUGAGUAGAAAUACAGGCUGCAGUAUUGACUGUUGCUCCUCUGGGCUUUAUUCCUGACUACAUGUCCCUGGUCUCUUUGGCUUCAUUAACACGUGGAAGCACAGGGUUUAUCACGGGUAGCAAGAGCAUCCAGUUCAAACUUUUUUUUAAAAAAAAAUUUCUAUUUGUCCAGUAUUCUCAUCCUACCUAGAUAUUUUAGAAAAUGAGGAAGGAAACAGAAGCCCCAGUGGUGGCAUUACCUUUACAUUUCCAGGGGUUAGAGUCCCUCCCCAGGAACAUCACACUUGGGAUGUCUCUGCUUUCCUGCCCAUGCUUCCCCUAGUCCACAAACCUCCCUCUUACCCACUUUUUCCAUGCCCUCAAUGUGCACUCUUUGCAGUAAAGAUAGUUUCUUUCUUACUUCACCGAGGUAUUGUGAGUCUUAGCUAGUAGUUGGAAAAACUUGUUCAGAUCUUUAAUCAAGUAGUUUUGUGCGUCCUUAGUAUCAGUGGCCUGCCAUAUGGAUAUCAAAGAAAAUUGUUAUAAUUAUUGCUUUUAAAAUGAUUAUGAAAUUGUGCCUUACUUUUUCAGUCAUAUUUAACCAUGUAAUUUAGAACCACAUGAUUGCAGGGAUUUACCAUGAAGAAAUAUGUUUGAAGGAUAGUUUGUUUUUUAAAUAUUUUUUCCUCAAAAAUUAUUUUAUUAGCUUUUCCUCUUUUAUUUUUUUCCUCCAGUUAUAUUCCUUUAAUAUGUUUGUGUAAAAGGGCAGCCAGAAUUUGCAUUUGUGAGAGACAGAAGAUUUUAUUUGGUCUUGUAUAUAGAGCUUUCAUUUUCUUUUAUGUUCCUUCAGGAAAAUUCCUCCCUCCCCAAUUACUCAUACUGAGAUGUCUUUAAAUGCAGGCUGACCAGUAAGGGUUUUUUGUUGUUGUUUAAUUUAGUGUGUGGUUUGCUUUGUGGUUGAGGUUUUUCUUUUAAUUAACCAGAUAUUGAGUGCUGGGGAGACAUUGCACAUUAAUGCAGAAACGUUAAUGCUAAUUUUCACAGGAAAGACAAAAUUAGAGUCUUUCCCUGUCUCCAGUGCAGUUUUGUUACUGCUCUGUGUACAACACUAAUAUUAAGCCAGACUGUAAAGGCUAAAUACUCAGAGUGACCUACUUCCAUUCACCAGCAAGAAUCCUUUGUCAGCUGACUCCUGUUUGUUUGUUCAUUUUUAAAUGUCGGAUUACAGAAUGAGUAUCUCCUAAAGAUGAAAGAAAACAGUGUUUUCAUGUGCAGGAAAUUUGGGGUUGCAGUAAGAGAACAUUUUCUUUGUGAAUUUGGAUGUCAUGGUGUUUUAAGCUCCUGCCUGGAGCCUAAAUCAAUUUGGCCUCUCAUGCAGUUCAUCUAACUGGUGCUCCUAAAAGGCUGCAGCCCUGCAAAAGCUCAUGCAGCAUUUUUGGCUGCCUUCCCUUGCUCCCAUUUGGUACAUAUUUGCACAAUUUAACUGAGCUUUUCUUUCUCCUGAAGGUCAGAUGCAAGCGAUACGAAACACUAAACUUUAUAAACAAGCAAAACCAUUUCAACCACAGCAUUUUGGACUGGAAUGGGUUUUUAGGUGGCGCACUGUCUGCUGGCCUUUGGAGAGGGGAUCCUGAGACUGCAUUGGCCUGGAACAGGAUGCAAAGCCACAAGCCUUGUUUUUUUUAAUAAACUACUUACUGUAAUCCAGCUACACAGUUUCAGCCUCACACUUCAGAAGAAGCUUCCAGUAGCUAUGCACGUACAGACACUUUCUCUCUUGCAGAAAGUGAAACUUUCCCAACCAGAGUAAAUUUAACCUAUUGCAUAAGAUGCUGGAAGUUGGUUUUUUUUUUAUUUUCCUUGGGAUUCUCACUGUAACCUCUGUGUGCAGAGGAUGAAUAGCUUUUCUUUUUCCCUCUUUUUUUUUUUUUUUUUCCUGACAAGAUUAGAUGUUGCAUAUUGAUGAGCUAGCAUUUCAAAGGUCCGUGGGGCUUUGGAACAUAUUAAGAAUCUCUGAAGUUUAAUAUUCACCAUGUUUUAAAUAUUCAGAAGGAAAAAUCUGCAUAAAAUGGCUUUUGAUAAAUAGGUUCUAGGGAUUCUUUCUUUCUGUCUUACACAAGCAUUGUGGGGAUUGUGGCUGUGCCAGUUUUGUUCCAAAGUGUCUUUUGUUUCAGCAUUUCAGGAUAAUUUUGAUCCCAUUUGUAUACCCAGUACCAGUCCUGAAGUCUCUUAAGGUUUCUGCUGGGGCUGUACAGCAGGCAAGUGGAUGUGACCAAGAAAAAGACUCAGCUGAACAUUGGAACUCCUGAAUAUCUUCUUGGGAGCUUCCUCCUCAUGACAGCUGGGCACAUCCAUCCUUUUUCUGUGCCUGCUUCUCAUGAUGGGGUUGGGAUCCAUCCAGUGGUCUGGCCCAGCUGAGAUCUUUCUGCAGAGGUGCUCUGUGGGGUUUUGAGAUUGGAAAGGGCAAUAUCCUGGGUGGAGGAGCAGAGUGUCAUUUGAUGCCUCUCAGAUCUCACAGGGCAGUCACCCCUUCCUUGGAAGGCUCUUUGGUGAGAAUCUCAGCAGUAAAAAAAAAAACACGUGCCUGUAGGAGAAAUCCUCGCCUGGGGAUGCUCCAUUUCUCAUGCUCUUGAAAAUCGGAUUCAAGCUUUAGAUGAGGAUCAGUUGCUGGCUGCAGAGGCACAGCUCUUUUGCUGAAUUAUCAACACGUGUCGUUACCCUCCAUGGCCCUGGUACAUCCCAGGGGGUUGCAGGACAGCGCUUUGGUCCCUCUCACACCCAGCCUGGACUUUGUCACACCAGUCCCUGUUGAAUCAGUGCCUGGUAUUUGUUCUCAGGACCGCCCUGGCUCAGGCCAAGGGCACCUCAUGCCUCUAUGCAAAAGGUGGUGCUUUCAGGUUUUACCUUACAAAUAAUGCAGCCCUUUCAAACUCACCUUUCUUCUCUCACGUAUUCUUGACAGAAGUAGGAUUUUAAAUAUUUCAUAACAUUCUUCUUUCUUCUUCCUUUUUGCCAGAUGCCUUGAAAACAUUGUCACAUUACGAUCUGGGGGGGAUCAGGAUCAGUUUCCCUUCCUUCUUGAUUGCAUGGUGUAGGUUUGCAAUGAGAGUUUUGUCCUUUUUUCUUUUUUUCUUUUUUUUAUUAGUCUUACAGAACAGAUGCCUUCAUUUUAUGCAGAGAAAGAUUGUCUAUGAUUAGAGCUAAUCCAGGAUGGCAGGAUUGGACCCCCACAGUGAAAGCUGGAAAAGUGAUUGCAAAAGUAUUCUGUUUCUCCUUUAUUAAUUGCACAGGAAGUUUCCACCAAAGGCUCAUGUAGCCCAACUGGCCUAUGUAAUAAGUAGCAGGGCCUGUAAUUACAGUCUGUUUUCUGAUCCUAUCUGUGCUCUGACUUUCUAGGCACUGCAGUUCUACUUACAUCUGGCUUUUUGUCACCUUUUUAAAUUUUUGAUUGGUCACUAAGGGAAGGAGAGCACAAGCCCUGAGCCCUGCGAGGUGCAGGGAGUAUAAACGAGGGAGUUCUCCUCCCUCUCAGGUAUCCACCUGAUUUGGGACACAGAACAGAGCACGAGGAACAGGAGGAUUUUACCAGUUGUGCAGCAGAGGAAGUGGGCUGCCUGCCAACUGGGUAUCUUUCAAGACCUCAGAGUUCUUUAUAGGAUUGGAAAUUUGAACCUUUUACAGGUCUUAACUAGUGUACUCUCCUGUGAGAUAGUUCAUCGGCAUUUCUUUGCUCGGAGCUGUUCCUACAGGAUUUGACCCUUUUUCUCUGUAAGAUUCGAGGUUUUAUGGUUGCAAAGAGAUCCUUCCCCAUAUGCAUGAGGAGGAAGAUGGCUUUUGGCAUCCUGCAGAGAAGCUGUGUUCCAAAUCCUGGUAUCAAUGUGGAAAGCAGGAGUAACUGGAGUUGGAGGGGGAAGGCAGUGAUUCACACGUGGUUCACUACCAGGUUCACCAGCAGCGAGCACAGCCUCAAGCAGAUGAGCUCCCUGGGAUGUCUGAGACCUGCUCCUUGUGGGAGUGUUUGGUGCUGGUCACUUUGGCAGCAAUCUCUUGUCUCUGAAAACAUGCACUAAAGUUUGGGUAAAGCUACAGAAUGGUACCCCCCAGUCUUUUUUCUCAAGGCAGACUCGCAGUACUGUGUUUGAUCAAGAGGAAUGAAAGCCAUUAGGCAAAUACUGUACUCUGCAAAACAACCCAUUAGCAAUCUACUAUGGAUACUUUUAAUGUCCAUUAAACUGUUACACAAAUUGUCCUUUUUCUACAGCUUGCACUGUUAUUUCAUUAUUUUAACCUGACUUCUGUUUAAAAAUACCCCUCAAUUAUUUUUUUUCUUUGUAACUCUGCUUCUAAGAAAGUUGAUGCUUUAAAGGAAAAAAAGCACAAAAAAACACAACUUAGUUUCAAACAUGGGUUUUUCAGGCUUCUAAAUUAAUAAUUUCUACACCUGACCCAGUUCCUGCAGCUGCCAAAAAAGAAAAGAGAAAGCUAUUUAAAUUUCUCAUAGAACCAUUUAUCUCUUAAAAUAUGCCAAGGCAAUUUGAGGUGGGGGUGGAGACUCAGCUAUUUAUCUCAGCAGCUUGAUUUUUCUCUUUAUGUUUCCAACUGUCAGGGGGAAAAAACCGGUAGGAAGCUAUUCUUGGGCUAUUAUUGAUGUAUUGUGUUGCCAUUAUGCAGGAUGUCUGCUUUGCUAUAUACGGAAGGACAUUAAUAAUAGCCAUCUCCCCUGCCCCCACCCUCGGUUCCUCUUUGGGAAGAUAUGGUUUAACUGGAGCAUCUGCUGUGUUCGAAUUGCUGCUCCUUCCUCCCCUUCCCCCAGUUCAUUCUCAAACUAGUUUUAGGAACCAGGGCUAAGGAAUUAAAGAGACAUUAUUUUGGCCAUUUUUCUGCCUACUUCUGUGGUUGCUUCAGGCAAAUAAUUUCCAUGCCCUGUACCUGUCUGCCCUUUUCCUUCCCAUGUAUUGCCCCUGCUUUCAUUUUAAGUUCAUCAAUGCAAAGAAAAACCCUUUCUUGCUGUCUCUUUCUCAGAAAGCUGACUGGCAGAACGGGCUCAGCAACAGAGCUCUGAUUUGUUAUUACCCAGCAUUUCAUAUCCACAAACAUCAGUUUCAUUAUUUCCAAUUAGUAGGAAAAUGUAUUCUCAUUCCCAUCCCUUCUACCCCAGGUCUAAAACAUUGUUACGAGACUUUAAAGGGUCCAUCUGCUUGUUUAAAGACUCGGAUGCUUGUUUUAUUUUUGGAAGCAGAGUGUACAGUGAACAGGAAUAGUUUGAUGUUUAAAAAGCAGCCCCAGUUCAGCGUUCCCCUGAAGUGCGGGAAGUCCUGUCUCUGCAGGGCUGUGCCAGCAGCGUGACAGCCCAGAGAGCAGAGCCACGUUGAAAAGGAAAAAGAACUGGCCUGCCCCACUUCAUCUGUGACAAGAGAGAGGUGAAAAUAACAAAUGUGGCAAGAAAAUAAAGGGCAGAAUUGUACUGAGUUUUUAUUUUAAUGGCUGUUCCUAUGUCUCCCGCUGAUUUUGUUCCAUAGUAGUUUUGCUUAUUCAGCAUUUUUGAUAACCAGGACCAUGUGCUUUUUCAUGGUAUCAUUAUUUUUACUUUUCAUUUGUUGAGUUAUAUUCUUGCCCUGGUUCCCACAGGAUAUGGAGCCACUUUGGUUUGGGCACUGAAUGAAAACAGUUAGGAGCUCUGUCCAGGAGAGCUUACCUAGAAUUUGGAGCCAGCAAAUGCAAUCAGAAUAUUUUCCAGUCUGAUACAGAGAGGUUUUCAAAAUAGGAAUUCUACAUGGAAGGAAUGCCUUCAUUGGGGGAAAUGCUUAGAUUUCAAAAUGAAAGGGAGAUGGCCAUUCAGUGUAGUUUCUUGUUCCUUUUAUCACCUGCCUUGUUGGUGUACAAUGAGAAAAAUUACACCCUCUGUUCCAUAAGCUCAGCCAGAACCCAGCAUCUCUUCUGCAGACAUUUGCUCCAGCUCCAGCUUUCCACACUGCUGCAGCAUGGCAGUGAGAAAGGCCUGCUAAGGGAGCAAGGUCAGCCUCAUCUCCUCCACAGCCAGUGCUGCUCCCCGUGGUGAGUCUGCGUCCAGCCUAGGGCUUGAUCCUGCCUUCCUAGUGUGAGUAUUUUGCCAGAAUCAGCUGUUUUCUCUCUGCCAUUAGCUAUGGGAUUGUGUGCAAUGAUGAGGAUUUGCAGGGAGGGAGGAGAAGAUCCUGUUCCAAUUAGGCUGCCUUUGUGCUAAUGUUUCAUUCAGGGCUGCAUGAGAUAAGAGCAGUUUGCACUGAAAUGCACAGCCGGAGGUUGUAGCUUGCGUUCCAACUGUGUUGAGAUGGUACCCACUGAAAAUCCAAACUGGGGAGCUUUUCUGCAUCUGCCAGUGCUUCACUGACAGCUCUGUGUGGGCUGGAAACACAUUUCAGUUCGGCAAAUGGACAUUUCGUGCCUUGUGCCCCAAGUCUGAUCUAGUCCUUUGCUUUAUCCACCUAAAAAGUAGUAUUUCUAAUGUGCCUAACAAGUUGAGCUCCUGACGAGCAUCUCAACAGAGCAACCAGCAAGGUGACAAGUAGGCAAUUGACUGAGCUGCCUUUACAAAAAGUGUAUUCCACUUUCUUCACUGUGUGCCUUUUCAGAGACCUGCUGUGCUCCUUUGUGGGCAGCAGAGAAACAGUCCUAGUGCUGAGUAGGGAUGGGAACUGGGAGGGUGAUGGAAAGGAGAAGCAAGAGGCUAAGGCUGAGCAUCUGUUCUCCAUGGGAAUAAGCAAAGCAAUGGCUUAUCCCAUCAGUACAGCUUGUCUGGCUUUACACACUCUGUUGUCUGGUGGGCAACUGUUCUGUAGCAGAGGUAGUUGGGUAUAUCUCCUCAAACAUCUCUUCCUGAUCAGAACUGCAGAGUCAUUAAUAUCUGAAGAAUUUAUUCUCUUAAUAUUGUCUCUUAGAAAAUCUCCAUCACUCAUUUUUUAUAUAAUGCUAGAAGAGAAAAUCUGAAGGUGAAUCAAAGUUUGAUUGGUGCUACUGUAUUAAAAAGGCUGAUAUGCUCUUGUUUUCAGUCCUCAAAAUAAUGUUUCAGCAAACCUUUCCCUGCUGUGAUCAGACAGGAAAUGCAAGGUGUAUUGGAAAUGCGGUAAAGGGAAAGAUUUGGUGUUUUGGUGCUCUGAACUGCACCGCUGUGACCUCCUCUGCUGUCUCUCUGGAGAGUGAGAACUGAGUAUUGGUAGAGGUAUGAGCAGGGCCAAGUAAUGCUGGGACUUUCCCAUGGUCUUGCUAGAAAGGAUUUGCCUUGGUGAGACAUCAACUUCCUUAAUGGUUCUAUACUUACCUGUGCCACAGCUUGUGUUUUGGACAGUCAGAGAGACUGGAGAGCAGCCUCCAGUUCCUUCCCUCUAGUCAGUCAAAUGAGAGACUCUUGAGUACUAAUUCUGCAGUUUUAAUUAAGUCACUUUCCAGAUCAGAGCAAACAGCAGAGGUUUGUCAUGUUCCAGAGCCCAAUCUCUCACGCUGGCUUUACCUGUGGGCUGAUGCUAGGGGGUCUGAUCCACACAUAGGUCAUUCCAGAAGGAUUCUUCUUGGCUGCAUGCCCCAUGGAGAACCCCCUAAAGCUGGGAGAAUGAUUUGGCUCUUUCAGAGUGCAAGGAGGAAGUGCCCCCAGGAAUGUAUUUGUCCUACUUAGCUGCUAUGCUUUGGCCUAUCCCUGCCAGUAGCAGACCUGUCUGCUCGAGGGUUCCCCAGGGAUGAUCUGCACUGGAUGUGCAGUAACUCACCGUGGUCUGAGGAGGUGUUUCAGCUUCGUGGUGGUUGUUGGUUUGGCCCGUGAGAUAGAGAAGGUUCUGCGUUGUUGCCUUUCUUGCAGUUGGGAGGGAGCGUGACUGGCCACUCUCCUCCUUGUCCAGUGUCAGCAGGCAGAGGCUCUCAGUGGGAUGGGAAGCAUCUUCCUUUAAAAUGUGAAUCACUAGCCUAGGGAUCUGGGCAAGGGAGGGCACAAGGAAGCACUUCCUAUAUGAGGAACGCUUCUGCUGCACACUCUGUGCCCUCGGAUGCUAAUGAAGUAACAUUACUUGAGCUUUUAGGACUGGUCUCCUGUCUGUCAGAGCUUGGGGGUAACACAGUUUCACUCCUCGCUGAGCAAAAGCACUACCCAAGUCUGUGGGGAGCCUAAUCCUGCUGCCAUUGGAAUUUUCCUGAUUCCUGUGAAUUGCUGAGUGCACCUCCUGUGAGCUGCUGAGUAGCCUCCCUUGUCACUGAACCCAUCAGGCCACUUGUCUCCCUCACUGACUAUUUCCGUAGGGCUUUGAGGGCACUCAGGAAAUGCAAUCAGCACCUUACAGGAUCGAUCUGCUAGGCAAUAAAUGAAGUUUUUUUCUCUGGUAACUUGUGUGCAUGAACUGAAAAUCAUUUAUUCCAAUUUGUUCUGAGGACAGAUGCAGCAUAUACACAUUUUCUAUAUUUAUAAAUAUAUAUAGAUAUAUAUUUUGUUCUCAGCUAGUUACCUCUUCUAAACUGCAAUUUUCAGAGCAACUGGCAUAUAUUUUUUAUUCAACACGUAAAAUAACUUUUUACAGUAAGAGAAUGAAAGCUGUUUUAAGCAUGUGUUUUCUGUAUUUUUAUUAUGCAUUAUCCAAUUAUAUUGAGAUGUAUUUUCCUCUUUGCUCUGCUCUUUCAGUUGUUAUCCUUUUUAUCAGUUAUGCUUUUCAAAUGUUUUGUAAGGGAAAAUAAAUAUGCAAAAUCGCCAGAUGCCUUUUUUCUUUGCAGAAGAAGUAUCACAAAUGCUUUUUUAUUACAUUUUACCAAUCCAAUAAACUUCUUAUAAAUUUCA
Molecule: messenger RNA, 17156 nt
Organism: Prinia subflava (tawny-flanked prinia)
Lineage: Eukaryota; Metazoa; Chordata; Aves; Passeriformes; Cisticolidae
Gene: LPP
Product: LIM domain containing preferred translocation partner in lipoma
Exons: 14
Coding region: 503-2329 (608 amino acids)
Biological process (GO): cell-cell adhesion
Cellular component (GO): stress fiber; focal adhesion
Source: RefSeq, a predicted model, not a curated record